Messenger RNA from Encephalitozoon hellem ATCC 50504, 612 nucleotides. RefSeq lists its product as uncharacterized. The transcript has a single exon. Gene Ontology annotation, molecular function: protein binding. Lineage: Eukaryota; Fungi; Microsporidia; Unikaryonidae. The record is from RefSeq and is a predicted model, not a curated record. Bases 1 to 612 code for a protein of 203 amino acids.
AUGGAGGAGAGAAACAAAGCCGAAGUUAGUGACGGUGAGGUGAUAAGCUAUCUAGUCCAAAGCGGGUUCACAAAGGAAGAAAUUCAAAAUGCCAUAAAGGAGACAGGAUCGAGGGACAUUGAUCUCCUGGUCAACUUUAUCAUAAGCUCUACUCAAGAAAAAUCCCGCAAAGGUGUCAAAGAGGCUAAGAAAGAGUACAACAACAAAAUGCCGAGAGAAGCAGCAGAGCUUGAAAAGAAAAGAAGGGAGGAGAUAAUGAAAGAAAGGAUUUAUCGAGAGCAACUUAUAAACCAAAUCAAGGCAGAUAUGGCCGAAAAGCUUGAGAGGGAGAAGCUUGAAGAUGAAAGGUUGAUGAAUGCAGCUGUCGAGAAAAGCGAGGACAUUUCAGACUGUAAGAUAAAACUAUGGCUAGGAGAUGGAACUUCAUCUAUAUUAGGAUUCUCCAAGGACGACACCAUUGAGGAUCUUUUCAAGAGGAUCGAAACAAAACUCAACAAAAAGAGAUUCAGCUUAUUCAGAAUGAACCAUGUAACGCCCAUUGAAAGAAAUUCAAAGAAGAUAUCUGAGAUACCUGGGCUCUAUCCAAGAGGUGUUCUUUUCAUUGAAGAAUAA